AUGUCAGCCUCCGUUAAUAACAUAGCCGCCGCCUUCUCCGCUUCGCGCAUGGUCGUACCAUCAGCUCCGGCGUUCUCAGCAUCGCCGUGUCAUCCGGCCUCGGCAGCGUUCUCCUCUACGGCCACGUCCUCCGGCGGCCUUGCAAUCUCCGUCUCAUGGAAUCCCCAUUUUACCCUACAGCGCUCCCGUUGCUCCUCCCUUCUUUCCAGCUACGGUCUGCCCGGUCCACGCCCUACCUCCUCCCUUCUCCGCCCCCCGGUUCCUUUGCAGCGCCGCCGUGGCGUGAUUGCCGUUGGCGACAGCCUCCCCUAUGCGAGUCUCUCCUACCUCGAAGACAACACUGUCCGUACCAUGUCCUCGGUCGAGCUCUCCCAAGGUGGGAAGGCCGUCAUCCUCGGCGUUCCCGCGGCCUUCACCCCACGCCGUUGGUGUCCCGGCAAGUUGACCGCGGAAGAAUUUGUCGGGAGAGCUGGUGAGAUGAAGGGGCGAGGCGCCGCAGUGGUAGCAUGUGUCUCUGUUAACGAUGUAUUCGUUAUGAGAGCUUGGGGGGAGAGCAUCGGCGCUUUCCCUUUGUUCGAUGGAAGAGCUGGCGUGAAGAUGCUGACUGAUCCCGACGCCGGAAUGGCGCGAGCGAUGGGAUUGGCGGCAGAUUUCACUGGGGGUGAGGAGGGCUUUGGCUUGCGGUCAGAUAACUACUGCGUUGUAGCUGCUGAUGGAAUUGUGAAGGCUUUAUUCAGGGAAGACAAUGGACUUGGGUUUGAUGAUGUGAUCAAGGCGAUAUAA
Molecule: messenger RNA, 783 nt
Organism: Dendrobium catenatum
Lineage: Eukaryota; Viridiplantae; Streptophyta; Magnoliopsida; Asparagales; Orchidaceae
Product: peroxiredoxin-2E-2, chloroplastic-like
Exons: 1
Coding region: 1-783 (260 amino acids)
Biological process (GO): hydrogen peroxide catabolic process; cell redox homeostasis; cellular response to oxidative stress
Cellular component (GO): cytoplasm
Molecular function (GO): thioredoxin peroxidase activity
Source: RefSeq, a predicted model, not a curated record